AUGCCGUCCAACCCCCAGAACACCCUCGCCCUCAAGACGGCGGCGCUGUCGUCGACGAAGACAUUGUUCCAGAUGGCUUCGAGCCUGAGGAAGCGUUUGCGUAACCUUGACGACUUUGCCCCCUUCCUUGAACAACCAGAGGGCCAGUCUCUCGACGUCGUCGCGCACAUGCUGCACGUCCUCCGCCUCGGAUCGUCGCUUUGCCACGUCUACAAUGCCCUCAUUCCCGCCUUCACAUCACCAUCAUCACCCCUCUAUGCCGACCUCCCCGCCCCACCCCAGCUCGAGUACGAGUUCCCCAACUUUAUCGAGUCUCCACACGGCGUCCGCAACUGGGCAAAGAAGCCAGAAAACGCAAAGGUGUGCCAACGGUACAUCUACGCGUUCUGCACCCAGAUGAAGCAGCGCAAGGACGAGGGCCGAUGGUACGGUGACUCAUGGGCCAUUCAUGAGCUUUGGGGACGAACAAAAGGCGACGAGAGCGAGUGCGAGAACUAUGACACGACUGGUCUCAUGAAGGUCUUCCAGACCGUCGAGGCCAUGCUCGACCACCUCCCAGACUCGGCCAUGUCGCCAGUGUCUCCCACACCCACCACCCCGUUUGGCUCGUCCCAGUCAAUCUCCGCUGUCAUAUCACCCAUGACCACAAUGAGCGGACACCAGACUCGACUCUCGUACCCCGACGGCAGCUAUGCCUCCAUCAACAGCAGUGGCACGUUGGUUAACAUCAACCACAGUUCCGGAGGCAUGGACGAUCCGCAGUCCAAGUCGGCAUCGGUCGAGCAUCUGCACAUGCCAGCGAACGACUUGACUGCGGACAAGACGUCCAACACAGCGUUCAAGACGGUCCAGGAGCUCGUCAACUCUGAACGUUCCUACGUCCAGGAGAUUGAGAUCCUCGAGCGCUACUCGGUCGAGAUCCUCAACGCCGACCUUGUAUCCCCAGAAACGGUCUACUCGAUCUUCUCAAACCUCCGCCAGAUUCUCGAUUUCCAGCGCAAGUUCCUCAUCAAGUUGGAAACAGAGUUUGAGCCAAUCGACGAGAUGGGCCCAGAGGCCUGGACCGAGGGGCGAUGGGGUCGUCCAUUCGUCGACAUGGAGAAGGAGUUUGCUGUGUACGGACCAUACUGCGCCAACUUUAUGGACGCCCAAAACGUCGUCCAGAGCAUUCACGCGCACCUGAUGAUGGGCAUGGAUCUCCCAGAAGGGCGGCGUCCUUGCCUCAACCCUGCGACCGAACUGCAGGCGUUCAUGAUCAAGCCCAUCCAGCGCAUCACCAAGUACGGGCUGCUCCUGGAUGCGAUCCAGCGCGAGGCAGUCAAGCACGACUACCGCUUCCUCUCUGAGCUCCAAGACGGUAUCGAGGCCGUCAAGCGUGUCACCAUCGACAUUGACGAGACGACAGCGUACAAGACCAAACAGGCCACUGUCCGCGACCUUGUUGCGCGCGUCGAUGAUUGGAAGGGCCACGAUUACGAGCGCUUCGGCGACUUACACCUCGACGGAGAGUUCACCGUCACCAAGAACGACACGCCAAGAGACUACCAUGUCUUCCUCUUCGAGAAGAUGAUGCUAUGCUGCAAGGAGGUCAUGCCAGACAAGAAGUCGAAGAGUGGCAAGAACAACAACAUGCUCCGCAAGGACAAGACUGCCAGCAAGGGCCAGCCACCACCCAAGCCCAAGCUCUCGUUAAAGGGGAGGAUCUUUGUUUCCAACAUUACGGACGCGAGGUUAUUACCAGCGGGAGUCGACGAGCCGUUCGCGCCUCCAAAGGUGCGCAUCAUGUGGUCGGUGCCAACCACUCGGAAUAACAACGAAGAAUACGUGGUCGAGGACGCUUUCAUCAUGACUGGACGCAGCGAGGACCAGGUCAAGAAGUGGGCCGAGAAGAUUGUCGAGCUUUCGGCCAAGGCGCGCCAGGACCAGUCGACACAGGAGUACAUGCGUGCUCACCGCUCGCAUAUGCGCACCGACUCACAUUCACGGUUGUCGGACUCGCAGCGAACGUUCUGGUCAUCUGGGUUCGCUCCGACAACGCCAGGCACCGAGCACGCAACGUUCUUUGCGCCUCAAACACCCGCGCAUCCCGGUUACAACACGCUCCACGACGAGGACGAGGACAACGACGAGCAUCGAUCAUCACAACAGGACUCGCUCAAUGGCCUCGCCAUCUACGGUGUUCCAGGUGUCCCCUUCCCGUCCGCAAACAGGAGGGCGCAGAGCCAGCAGUCGAUCCCGCCAGCGGCACAAGCAGAACUGCGCAUGCGCGCGAUGACGGAGGACCAGAACGGGCCAAGUAUGACUCAGUGGAGGCAACAUGCUCCACCCGUGCCUCACCUCCCUUCCGGUUCUGUCGCCAGCGAUGCUUCGUGGGGCCACAGCGCUGGACAGUCGUACCGCCGGCAGCCUAGCCAGUCUGGCGGUGACGACGUCUACGGCGCCCCUAAUGCCUACGGGCGCUACGACCAAUACCCUGGGCGCGGACCGCGGCCACCACUUGUCAAUAUGCCACAACCCCUACGCAACCGCAGCACAUCGUCGCCUAAUGUCUACCAACCAAACGAGGCACCUCUGCCACCACUGCCACACAGCGCUGCUCUCAACGGCAAGUGGACCGGAGCCAACGGAACCCCGUAUCCAACGGGUUCCUCGUCGUCGUCCUCGACUGGGUUGGCCUCGGCACCUCCUGGUGGCACGGCCAUGUUCAAUCGCCGCAUGUCGGUUGGCAAGCGUUCGAGCCAGGAGUCGGAGACGACCGAGACCUCGGAGACGUCGAGCGGAUCACCACGCACCCCAUACACCAACGAGCGGCCAGGCGAGCCCCGGGGUGCCACACCAGUCUCGCGUCAGAACAGCCAGGACGCACCAUCAUUGGUGUACAUCAAGGUCCGCUCUGGCGACGCCAACUUUGUCAUCAGCAUGCCAUCGGACUCGUCGUUUGGCACGUUGCGUGAGAAGGUCGUCAAGAAGUUGCGUCUGUGCAGCGGACGCCACAGCUCUGACGGCGUCGACAAGUUGAUCAAGAUCAAGUGGCUCGACUCGGACGGCGACGAGAUUGCGAUCAAGACUGACUCGGACGUCCAGGUCAUGCUCAUGGAGAGCACCGAAGGCCAGAUCCAGCUGGUCGCCUUCUGA
This is a messenger RNA of Cutaneotrichosporon cavernicola, 3135 nucleotides long. RefSeq lists its product as uncharacterized. The transcript has 3 exons. Gene Ontology annotation, cellular component: division septum; nucleus; cytoplasm. Gene Ontology annotation, molecular function: protein binding; guanyl-nucleotide exchange factor activity. Bases 1 to 3135 code for a protein of 1044 amino acids. Lineage: Eukaryota; Fungi; Basidiomycota; Tremellomycetes; Trichosporonales; Trichosporonaceae. Gene Ontology annotation, biological process: establishment of cell polarity; septin ring organization. The record is from RefSeq and is a predicted model, not a curated record.